Molecule: messenger RNA, 3750 nt
Organism: Strongylocentrotus purpuratus (purple sea urchin)
Lineage: Eukaryota; Metazoa; Echinodermata; Echinoidea; Camarodonta; Strongylocentrotidae
Gene: uroc1
Product: urocanate hydratase
Exons: 18
Coding region: 1-2040 (679 amino acids)
Biological process (GO): L-histidine catabolic process
Molecular function (GO): urocanate hydratase activity
Source: RefSeq, a predicted model, not a curated record
AUGGGCAGUUUGAAAGAGCUUUGCGACGGACUACCCCUGGAUCCACUCCCCCAGCCGCGCCCCCGUGACGAAAGCGUUGCCCAUGCUCCAGUGCUCAACACCGAACUCAACGCUUCCGAAACGCGGCUGGCCCUUCAGAAUGCCCUGCGAUACUUCCCAUCUUCUCUUCAUGAGACCUUGGCAUCUGAGUUUGCUUCUGAACUGAGGAACUAUGGUCACAUCUACAUGUACAGGUUCAGGCCUCAGCUGGAGAUAAGAGCUUACCCGAUAGACGAGUAUCCUGCGAACUCACGUCAGGCUGCUGCCAUCAUGCUGAUGAUAAUGAAUAACCUAGACCCACACGUUGCUCAGUUUCCACAUGAAUUGGUGACAUAUGGAGGCAAUGGACAAGUGUUUUCCAACUGGGCUCAGUUCUGGUUGGUGAUGUACUACUUAGCUCAGAUGAGUGAGGAACAGACUUUAGUCAUGUCUUCAGGGCAUCCUUCUGGUCUCUUUCCAAGUCAUCGGGAAGCACCCAGAGUAGUUGUCGCCAAUGGCAUGAUGGUACCCAAUUAUUCAACGAGGGAGAAUUACAACAGACUCUUUGCAAUGGGAGUGACUAUGUAUGGACAGAUGACAGCCGGGAGCUACUGCUAUAUUGGCCCACAAGGAAUCGUUCAUGGAACAACGCUGACGGUGCUGAAUGCCAGUCGGAAGCACAUUGGUACGAGUGACCUGAGAGGUCGUGUCUUUGUGACCUCUGGCCUAGGGGGCAUGAGUGGUGCCCAGGCCAAGGCAGCGGUCAUCUGCGGCUGUGUAGGGGUGGUAGCAGAGGUCAGCAAGGAUGCUCUGAUGAAGAGAUACAACCAGGGGUGGGUGAUGCAAGUCGUUGAUGACGUCGAUGCUCUUAUUCAAAGCAUCAGACAAGCACGGAAUGCUCAGGAAGCAGUGAGCAUUGGUUACCAUGGAAAUAUUGUUGAUGUUUGGGAGAGACUGGCGGUGGAGUAUGAAUCUACUGGGGAACUCUUGGCUGAUCUUGGCUCUGAUCAGACCUCUUGUCAUAACCCAUUCAACGGAGGCUACUAUCCUGUACAAUUGACCUUUGACCAGGCCAAUGACAUGAUGGUCAGUGACCCCGUCAGAUUCAAGAAUCUGGUCCAGGAAAGUUUGCGGAGACAGAUCGCAGCCAUCAAUAAGUUAUCAGAAGUGGGAUUGUAUUUCUUUGACUAUGGGAAUGCUUUUCUCCUUGAAUCAAGCAGGGCUGGAGCGGAUGUACAAGGUGGAUCAGGAGGAGCUUGUGCAGGCAACAGAUUCAAGUAUCCCUCAUAUGUUCAGGACAUCAUGGGUGAUAUCUUCUCCCUUGGCUUUGGUCCAUUCCGGUGGGUCUGUUCAUCUGGAGACUCCAAUGACCUGGCCAUGACUGAUGAGAUUGCUGCUAACGUCCUAGAAGACUUCAUCAAUGCUGGAGUGCCAGAGUCGACAGAGCAGCAGUAUGAGGACAACAUACGCUGGAUCAAAGAAGCAGAGAAACACAAGAUGGUGGUGGGCUCGCAGGCCAGGAUCUUGUACUCUGACCAGCGAGGGCGCAUUGCCAUAGCUCUUGCCUUCAACGAGGCGGUGCGUGAGGGCAAGCUGAAGGGACCAGUCAUCAUCAGCAGGGACCAUCAUGAUGUUAGUGGGACGGAUAGCCCCUUCAGAGAGACCUCCAACAUCUAUGAUGGCUCAGCAUUCUGUGCAGACAUGGCCAUACAGAAUGUGAUUGGUGAUUCCUUCCGUGGGGCCACCUGGGUCGCUAUACACAACGGGGGUGGUGUUGGCUGGGGAGAGGUCAUUAACGGAGGAUUUGGUAUGGUUCUAGAUGGGACCAAUGAGGCUGACAGGAGGGCUAAGAAGAUGCUUGGUUGGGAUGUGUCCAAUGGGGUGACCCGUAGGAGCUGGGCUGGUAACAGCAAGGCUAAGGAGACCAUCUGCAGAGCCAUGGAUGAUGAUCCCAACCUCAAGGUUACAGUCCCACAUGAGGUCCAGGACCCGGGACUCCUGGAUCGGGUCCUAGGGGAUUAGAAGAUCCCAUGAGGUCCAGGUCCUUUGGGACUCACCUGUGUAUUGCCCUCUUGGCAAUAAACAGGUGAAGUCUUAUUAUUUCCAACUAGUGUGCCUUUAUGUAGUUUCAAAACCAGAUUCAUCCUCAUCAAUUUUCUGUGUCCAGGUUUUGAGGGACUAAAAGAUCCCUUGUAGCUAGAUCUAACACAAACUACACAGGCAAAUGUAUGUAGAUUUUAAGUUUGUAGCUAAUGUUCGUUUCUCUUCAAGGCUUAUUAAUUGGUGUCUCAUUCCAAUCAUUCCUCUUAGACUAAAAAGAUAGCUAGCCAAACAGUAUUAAACUACUUUGGCAAUAUAUCAUGUUAAUACUAUGUGCCUUAUUGUGUGCAUCAAUCAACAAUCACAAUUUUUUAUUCAGAUUUUGUUAAGUGGAUUAUUAACUUAUGUGCCAUUCAUUUUUUCCAUUCAAGUUAAGUAUACCGGUACAUAGCGUAGUAUAUUAUAACAUUUAUUGAAGGAACUGUUUUAAUAAAAUGUGAGGCUGUUUUUGCUGUGUUUUUUUUAAAGAAUAUAUCUUUGUCAUGUGAGUAAAUUUCUAAAUUUGCACAUGUUUUUCAAUCAUAUUUUUUUCAAUCAUAAUCACAUUUCAAUCAAAUAGGUUCUUAAUUAUUUUGAAUUAUGUGUGUACGAACAAUCACAUUUUUAUAUUGUUUGUGUGAUAGGAAUAUUGAAUAAUGAUUGUGUUUCUUUAAAAAAAUCAAAAAAUUGGUUUAUUAAGCAAAUUCUAACUUAUUAGUAUGUUAGAAGUUGCCAUACACCACAGGCUGAAUAUUAAAGGCUGAUAUCAAAUGAAAGAUUAUAUUUCAUUUAAUAAGCCAGUUUUCAGUUCAUGUUCAGUAACAUGCAAUAGCCUUCCAAAGUGAACAAAAACAAUCAUUUCUGAAAUUUGAUGUGUCUUCCAAUAUCUACAACACUGUUGAUUUAUGUAUAGAUGUGUAUAUACUUCAUCCCUACACUACACUAUAGAUAUGUACAUAAUCAUGAUAAUGGCAUGUUGCUUACAUACAACACCACAUGGUUUUUGUGCAUAUACAUUAUUAGUACAGAAUAAAAACUCUGUAAUUUGGUGAUCAUGAUAGUUUUAGAUCAAUAUUUACUGAUGAAAGUUGUCUGUAUUGUUACAUGAUCAAUUAUCAAAUAUCUUCCACUUCGAUUCAUUGAAACCACCAUGUAGAAUGCUUUAGGCAUGGCAUCAAGAAAGCUGAAAUAUAUGAAUAUUACUGCCCUUUCUUGGGGGAAGUGCCUUCAAGGUGUAUAUAUUUUUUUUCUUUCUUAUAUGAUAAGAUUAUUUUUAUCAAAUCAAUCAGUGAGAGAGCCUCGACAGUAAUACUCUAAUAUUCGUAUUCAGCUCUAUUUUUCAAUGCAAUGUUUUUUUAAAUGGAAACUUAUCUUGUCUCUUAUAUUUGACCAAAGGCUGUUUAAGUAGUGUGCUGUUAUUGAGGAAACAUAAUACUGCCGACAUUCAUUUCUGCUCUUGAUGAUAUUCAAAUGAGAGGAGAGGUUUUUAUGUAUGAUCUUUGACUGAAAUAUUGAGAAGUGUACUUACAUAUACGUGCAAGCUUCUUGUACUUCCACUGAAAUGUUAGUGAAUGCCAUAUACAGUGUACCGUAGUCUUGAUCCUUUUUCUUUGCUGUGUCUUCUACUUUAUGAUUAAACAGUGACAAAUAGUA